AUGAGUGACUCUGAGAAGCCAAUUCUUUACUCCUAUUGGAGAUCGUCGUGCGCGUGGAGAGUUCGCAUCGCGCUCAAUCUUAAGGGAAUUGAUUAUGAGUACCGAACUGUUAAUUUGCUUUCUAAAGAAGCCUUGGACGAUCUUUCAAAGUAUAACCCAGCCAGAUUAGUUCCAGUUCUUGUCGUCAAAGGUCAAUCGAUUGCGGAAAGUUUGGCUAUCAUCGAUUACUUGGAGGACGUCUACCCAGAAAAAUCACUGCACCCAAAAGAUCCCAUCUUGAAAGCCCGCGCCAAAGCAAUUUUCCUUCAUGUGGCUUGUGGAAUCCAACCACUCCAAAACCUAAAAGUUCUUCAAUUCGUGAACCAAAAAACUCCUGGAUAUGGUAGUGAAUGGAGCGCACAUUGGAUCACUUUGGGCCUUAAUUCGUUGGAGGAAAUGCUAAAAAAAGGCAGCGGAAAAUAUUGCGUUGGCGAUGAAAUCACUGUCGCAGAUCUCGCUAUCCCAUCAAUUGUGUAUAACGCAAAGAGAUUCGGAGUUCCUCUGACCAACUACCCAAAUAUUACUCGCAUUGACGAGGCAUUAGGGAAAAUUCCAGAAUUUCAGAAAGCUUGUCCGGAUGCUCAACCAGACGCUGGACUCAAUGCUAAAUAA
Caenorhabditis bovis is the source of this 651-nucleotide messenger RNA. The record is from the annotation of a GenBank genome assembly. NCBI's taxonomy places the organism in Eukaryota, Metazoa, Nematoda, Chromadorea, Rhabditida, Rhabditidae.